This is a messenger RNA of Diorhabda carinulata, 2861 nucleotides long. RefSeq names its product ubiquitin-conjugating enzyme E2-24 kDa (gene Ubc2). Lineage: Eukaryota; Metazoa; Arthropoda; Insecta; Coleoptera; Chrysomelidae. Gene Ontology annotation, cellular component: nucleus. Gene Ontology annotation, molecular function: ubiquitin conjugating enzyme activity. The transcript has 3 exons. The record is from RefSeq and is a predicted model, not a curated record. Gene Ontology annotation, biological process: protein polyubiquitination. The coding region runs from base 312 to 872 and encodes 186 amino acids.
AAAAAUCGUCGGUAAUAUUUUUGAUACAAAAUAAUACCUCAGCGAUGCUGGACAACGCAUUUAUUACACCAUUUUAUCUUGAUAUAUCUAAUUAAUCUUGAAUAAGACAAUUUUGUGAUUGUUUAGUACAUUUUUUCACUAAUUAAAAAUUGGUGAUUUUUCGAAACACUGUUGGUAGACAUGUCCCGGCUCCCUUCAUAACUUACAAGUACGCCAUGAGCCAAGAUUUGUGAAAAGGGAGUGUAAUUUGUUUUGUGUUUUAAAUAUAAAAACCGAUUAAAGGUUCCUGAAUUUUGUUAACAGAUUUUAGAAUGUCUUCAGCUGGUUCGAGUGGAUCAGGGCGUGGGAGAGGUAGUCAGGCAGCUGUUGGGGAUCAAAAAGAAGCAAAAGAAAGUAAACCUAAUCCGAAAAUGUCCAAAGCUCUUGGAACUUCUGCGAAAAGGAUUCAAAAAGAAUUAGCAGAAAUCACUCUAGAUCCACCUCCAAAUUGUAGUGCUGGACCAAAGGGGGAGAACUUCUACGAAUGGGUAUCGACUAUUUUGGGCCCCCCAGGAUCCGUUUACGAAGGAGGAGUUUUUUUCUUGGAUAUACACUUUUCACCAGAAUAUCCAUUUAAGCCUCCCAAGGUGACUUUCCGCACUAGAAUUUACCAUUGCAAUAUCAACAGCCAAGGGGUUAUUUGUUUAGAUAUUUUGAAGGAUAAUUGGUCACCAGCCUUAACUAUAUCUAAGGUCUUAUUGUCAAUCUGUUCCCUGCUUACCGAUUGCAAUCCAGCUGAUCCUCUUGUAGGCAGUAUAGCGACGCAAUACCUGCAAAAUCGAGAAGAACACGAUCGUAUCGCACGAUUAUGGACUAAACGUUAUGCCACGUGAUUCAAUUAUGCUCUCAAAAUACAGCUUCACACUUCCAUAUUUCGAGGUCACUCCCUUUGCCAAAUCAAAUGGCAUAAAAUUUAUUCUUCAUCUUUAUCAUUUGUCAUUUAGGUCAGUCUGUGUGAGUAGAAAUGAAAGGAAUUCAUAUUAAAACAAAAUUUGUACGUUUAAUUUGUUUAAGUUGAUUCGUUUAUAGGAGAUGGUCCAUAUAUGUUGCGACGAACAUCACAAAGUGAUCGAUUUUCGUUUUUUUUUUUCUGAAACAUUUGUAUUGUUACGUUUUUUGAAAAAAAUUGAGAGAUAAUGUGCCAAAUUGUUAUAAUUUGCUUAAAAUUAUCCAUUGUAAUGUCAUUGUUUACUCAACGUAGAAAAUAUCAUUUCCUGAUUUGGUUUUUAAGUUUUCUGGUAGGAAAAGUUAAUUUAGUGUCUCUAUCGAUACGAAUCUAAAAGGAAAACGUGAAUUUUUUACUUUGUUAUUUAUUAGCAAAACUUUUUGUAAAGACUGAAUUGUACAACCCCCUGAACGGAGCAAUUUGAACAAUUUCUACGCGAUUUAUUUUUUAAAGGGAAAUCUACAGGCUGACCUAAUUAGUCUGUCUCCAUGUUUCACAUCCUUUAAGUUUGUUCAUAAUAUUUUUAGUUUAUAACGGAGUAGAUUUAAAUGCAAAUUUAUGUGAAUAAAAUAUAUUUUUUUUAAUAACUAAAUUAUAUAGUAUAGUCUUGUCGUUUUCUUUUUGUUCGAGUGUCCGGAAAAAUGUUUACGUAUUGAACAAAAAAUCUGUGAUUAUAAAUUAUGUAUUACGAUGGUAUAGUCCAUUCGUACGUAUAGAAAAGCACAUAUCCAUUGAGGGGAACUUCUCUUUUCCUUUUUUAAGUGUUUCGGUACCAUUUUUUUUCAUUAUUACGAAAUUAUUGCUUAUUCUCUCUCCCAUCGUUUUUCUUUUUUAAUCUAUCUUUCAAAUUUAGUUCAAUUAGCGAGGCUACAAGAAAAUUCCUCCCCGGAUAUUUAUUCUAAACUUAUUGGACCAAAAAAGGACACCAUAAAAAAUCUAACCUAAAACAUUUUUUCAUGAUGAUAGCAAAUUUUGAUAAAUAUAUUUAAACUCGAUCCAAUCACGAAUACAGGGCGAUUUAGAAAUUAACUUUCGAAUUAUGGUAUACAAAGUAUCUUUUAGAUCUAAUACGCUAUCGGACUGAGUAUAAUUCAUUUUUCUGGACACGUUUCUAAUAUAAUAAAACAAUUUUUUUUUCAGAAAAAAUGUUUUUAACAAACGGCAGCUCAUCUCCAUUUUUUUUUCAGUAAAAAUUUUAUACUUUUGCAUUAAACUCCGUGUCGACUACACACCCGAGCUUAACAAAUAAAUUGGACCGAAAUAUUGAAAUUACUGUCGAGAUUUUUGUUUAAAUAGUUUUGUGGUAGAAAAAAGGUUCAUUUUAUUUGUCUAGCUUCACCUACUUGUGACUUCUCUUCGUGCAAUUUAUCUCCGUAGAUUGCUUCUUGUUCGAAAUAUAAGGUCUCUUAAAACAUGACUUUGGAAAUAAGUUGGUUUUGAAUUUGUGGGACAAAUAUCAUGCUACAAUAGUUUUGGAUCACCCUGUGUGAUUAUUUCUAUCCUUGUCUGUUCAGGUGACCACAGAAACUAAUGUAAUUAGACGUUUUUGUUGCUUAUAGAAUUUUUUUAGGUUAGUUUUAUUUGCUGUUGUGACAAUUUAGGGAAAUUGCAUUCUAACCGUUGGUAGCAGUGGUGGAAUCGGUGUUGCAGAUUUAUUGUUUUUACAAAGCAAUUUGUAACUUGAUAAAAUGUGUUGAGGAAAUUGAAUUUUAAACGUUGGUAGUCGUUGAUGCAAGAUUUGUCACUUUAAAUUCUAUAUAAACUGAUAUAAUACAUACAACGUGGCAACGGUGCUAAAUGUUUAUCUUUACACUUAUACAGUCUUAAAAUCAUUAAUAAAAAUGUCUAAUUAUAACUUUUUGUUUAAUAAAUUCAA